Glycine soja is the source of this 768-nucleotide messenger RNA. RefSeq names its product zinc finger BED domain-containing protein RICESLEEPER 3-like. Lineage: Eukaryota; Viridiplantae; Streptophyta; Magnoliopsida; Fabales; Fabaceae. Gene Ontology annotation, molecular function: DNA binding; protein dimerization activity. The coding region runs from base 1 to 747 and encodes 248 amino acids. The transcript has 3 exons. The record is from RefSeq and is a predicted model, not a curated record.
AUGGCUUUAUCUGAAUGGGUCAAUUCCCCUAAUGAAGUGAUUCAAAAUAUGGCAGAAAAGAUGUUACAAAAAUUUGAUUCUUAUUGGAGUGUUAUUCAUGUGAUCAUGGGAGUUGCUACUGCUUUAGAUCCAAGAUACAAAAUGGAGUUGCUUGAGUUUUACUUUGAAUCAAUUUAUCCCAUUGAUUUUUUUUCUCAAGUUAAUAGGAUCCGAAACUUGUGUUAUGAUUUGGUUUCGGAAUAUCAAGCCAAAAAGCAUCAAGAUUCUACUAGUUCUUUUGAAUCACAAGAUGUGGUUAGUGAUGGAAAGAGUAAAUUGUGUGAUUAUGAUAGAUACAUUGAAAGAAAGAAAAGGGCAAGAACCUCAACUAUGAAAAUAGAGUUAGAUCAUUACUUAGAGGAAGAAGUUUUGCCAAGAAGUUUAGAUUUUGAUAUCUUAAUGUGGUGGAAAUUGAAUGAGUUAAAGUAUCCAACACUACAAGCAAUUGCAAGGGAUGUGUUAGCUAUUCCGAUCUCCACUGUAGCUUCUGAAUCGGCAUUUAGUAUUGGAGGUCAGAUAUUAACUCCUCAUCGUAGCCGACUUCAUUAUACUACUUUAGAAGCUUUGAUGUGUUCUAAAAGUUGGUUAUGGAAUUCAGAGAAUGCAGGUUCUAGAUCAAUUGAAGAAUCAACUUUUACUGAUGAGAUUGAAUCCGAUGAUGAAGGUGGAUCUUUGGUCAGUAACAUUACUCAAUGUUUGCAAGAUUAGUAGACAUUAUUGUUGAUCGGU